GGGACGCGCUGGGGGGACUACUGGGGGCGAACGCUCCCGUCCCCCGCCCUGCCCGCGCUGGGGUUUCGGGCCGGCAGAGGGCGUCCGAAGGCCGAGCUCGCCACGCUCCCGGCGCCGCCGCUUUGUUUCCAUUCAAAUCCCGAGCUGGGGGAGGGGAGAACCGGGGGACCCGGGAUGGGGACUUGGCGGGGACCCUUUGUUUUGGAGGGAGCAGGUUCCCCAUUUCCGUGUCUUUGUCCGGCCUCAGUUGGGGGCCGGAGCCGUGGAAAUCAAUUCCGAUGGCCUGCCCAGGCCAGGGUCCCCAGGGCGCAGUCGCCUAGUUGGAGAGGUUCGCUAGACCCGGGGGAGUGCCGGAGCGCUGGCCGAUCGCGUCCGGCCCGCGAGGACCUCCUCCGACUUCCCACCCCUUCCCCACCCUCCCCGAGCCACGCCUGCUAGCGCCGCAGGAGGUGGGGGGGGGAUACCCUGGAUGGGACCUGAGCCUGCCCGCUGUCCUGCCGCCCCGCAGCCCGAGGGCGAGUGUCUCCUAGAAGGCUGUGUGGGGGGACAGGAUGAGGCCUUGGUCAUUUCCACGCCCAUCCCACCCACUUCCUGCCUCCCUCUAGGGCAACAAAGGGGCCUCGGGAAACUGGGCCCCUCAGGCACCCGGGCAACUCCCGCCCCAGUCCUGCUGAUGUGGAACGGGAUUUGAGGCUCUGCCGGGCCAUUGUCUGCACCGGGGGGAAGGGGACCCGCUGGGGCUGGGCCAGGACCUGCUGCACCGAGUCCCCAAUUGGAGGCCUUGCCAGCCUCACGCCCCCGCAGCUCUAGCUCUGGACCUGGCAGAAUUAGGUCUUGAGGCUGUGGCAGCCCCAGUGGUUGCAGGUCCUGCUUCUUGAGGUUAUUUUAAGAAACUUCUGUACCUCUUAGGCCUGAGUGUGGGAGAAGGGUGUUCCUCUUAUUUUUCCAAACAACUUCCUGUAGCCAAGAGGGAGUGGGGAUGGCCUUUAUGUUUUAGAGGACUUUUUUUUUUUGGUACCGGGGAUCGAACUCAGGUCCUUGCGCUUUUGAGGCUGGUGGCCGAACCAGUGAGCUACAUCCCGGCCCUUUAGAGGGCUUCUUGAUGUCUCUCCACACCUCUAGCUGGCUCAGCUUCUCUACCAAUCUGCAGGAGACUCCAGGGUCUUGGGGGGCUGAGGCCAGGUGUGGGGAGCUGGGUCCUCUACCUGAGAGAAAGGCAGGGCCAAAGAAGUGAGGGCUCCGCAAGAGCUCUGGUUGGGUGUUCUCUCUGCCGUCUCAGUGUGGCCCUCUUCUGGGAUGUUUGCUGACCACUUCUUUUCCCUUGCCAGGGCUGCUGGCCUGGAGCUGAGAGCUGGGGUGUGUGCCAUGGCCCCAUAUUGGGCUGUCUGGCUGCUGGCAGCAGGGCUGUGUGGCCUGGGCAUUGGGGCUGAGGUGUGGUGGAACCUUGUGCCCCGAAAAACAGUAUCUUCUGGGGAACUGGCAACAGUGGUGCAGCGGUUCUCCCAGACCGGCAUCCAGGACUUCUUGACCUUGACCCUGACUGAGCAGUCUGGGCUGCUGUACGUGGGGGCGCGCGAGGCCCUGUUCGCCUUCAGCGUGGAGGCUCUGGAACUGCAGGGAGUGAUCUCCUGGGAGGCACCAGCUGAGAAGAAGACUGAGUGCAUCCAGAAGGGAAAGAGCAACCAGACGGAGUGCUUUAACUUUAUCCGCUUCCUGCAGCCAUACAAUGCCUCACACCUGUACGUGUGUGGGACCUACGCCUUCCAGCCCAAGUGCACCUACAUCGACAUGUUCACUUUCACUUUGGAACGAGGAGACUUUGAGGAUGGGAAGGGAAAGUGUCCCUAUGACCCAGCUAAGGGCCACACUGGCCUCCUUGUGGAUGGAGAGCUGUACUCGGCCACACUAAACAACUUCCUGGGCACAGAGCCUGUCAUCCUGAGGAACAUGGGCCCCCACCAUGCCAUAAAGACUGAGUACCUAGCCUUUUGGCUCAAUGAACCCCACUUUGUAGGCUCUGCCUACGUCCCUGAGAGCGUGGGGAGCUUCACUGGGGAUGACGACAAGAUCUACUUCUUCUUCAGCGAGCGGGCUGUGGAGUAUGACUGCUAUGCGGAGCAAGUGGUAGCUCGAGUCGCCCGAGUCUGUAAGGGAGACAUGGGAGGGGCACGGACGCUGCAGAGGAAGUGGACCACAUUCCUGAAGGCGAGGCUGGUGUGCUCGGCCCCUAACUGGCAGCUGUACUUCAACCACCUGCGGGCAGUACACACCCUGCGAGGCGCCUCCUGGCACAACACUACCUUUUUCGGGGUCUUCCGAGCGCGAUGGGGCGAUGUAGACCUAUCAGCAGUCUGUGAGUACCAGCUGGAGGAGAUCCAGCGGGUGUUCGAGGGUCCCUACAAGGAGUACCGAGAGCAAGCCCAGAAGUGGGCCCGCUAUACGGACCCAGUACCCACCCCUCGGCCCGGCUCAUGCAUCAACAACUGGCACCGGCGCCACGGCUACUCCAGCUCCCUAGAGCUGCCUGACAACACCCUCAACUUCAUCAAGAAGCACCCGCUGAUGGAGGAGCAGGUGGCACCCCGGUGGGGCCGGCCCCUGCUGGUGAAGAAGGAUGCCAACUUCACCCACCUAGUAGUCGACCAGAUCAUGGGGCUCGAUGAAGCCACCUACACAGUGCUGUUCAUUGGCACAGGGGAUGGCUGGCUGCUCAAGGCUGUGAGCCUGGGGGCCUGGGUGCACCUGAUUGAGGAGCUGCAGGUGUUUGACCGGGAGCCCGUGGAGAGCCUGGUGCUGUCUCAGAGCAAGAAGCUGCUUUUUGCCGGCUCCCGCUCUCAGCUGGUUCAGGUGCCCCUGGCAGCCUGUAGCAAGUACCGCUCCUGUGCAGACUGUGUGCUUGCCCGGGACCCCUACUGCGCCUGGAAUGUCAACACCAGCCUCUGUGUGGCCACAGGUGGCCAUUCCGGAUCCCUGCUGGUCCAGCAUGUGACCAUCUUGGACACAUCGAGCAUCUGCAACCUUCGUGGCAGUAAGAAAGCCAGGCUCACUCCCAAAAACAUCACGGUGGUAGCUGGUACAGACCUGGUGCUACCCUGCCGCCUCUCCUCCAACCUGGCCCGUGCCCGCUGGACCUUCAGGGAUCGGGAUCUACCUGCAGAACAGCCUGGUUCUUUCCUUUACGAUACCCGGCUGCAGGCCCUGGUGGUAAUGGCUGCCCAGCCCCGUCAUGCGGGCACCUACCACUGCUUUUCGGAGGAGCAGGGGGCACGGCUGGCUGCAGAAGGCUACCUUGUGGCUGUUGUGGCGGGCCCAUCAGUGACCUUGGAGGCCAGGGCGCCCUUGGAAAACCUGGGGCUGGUAUGGCUAGCUGUGGUGGCCCUGGGGGCCGUGUGCCUGGUAUUGCUGCUGCUGGUUCUGUCACUACGCCGGCGGCUGCGGGAAGAGCUGGAAAAAGGUGCCAAGGCAGCCGAGAGGACUCUGGUGUACCCCCUGGAGCUGCCCAAGGAAUCCACCAGUGCCCCCUUCCGGCCUGGCCCGGAAACGGAUGAGAAACUUUGGGAUCCUGUUGGCUACUACUACUCGGAUGGCUCACUGAAGAUUGUUCCUGGACAUGCAAGGUGCCAGCCUGGGGUCGGGCCCCCCUCCCCCCCUCCCGGCAUCCCUGGCCAACCCUUGCCUUCUCCAACUCGGCUCCACCUGGGGGGCGGACGGAACUCGAAUGCCAACGGUUAUGUGCGCUUACAGUUAGGAGGAGAGGACCGGGGCGGGCACCCCCUGCCUGAGCUCGCUGAUGAACUGAGACGCAAGCUGCAGCAGCGCCAGACCCUGCCCGACUCUAACCCGGAGGAGUCUUCGGUGUGAGGGGACCCACCGCAUUGGCAGGGCGCGCAGGAGGUGCGGCUCCUACUUUUGCACAGGCAUUAGCUACCUCAGGGACAUGGCUCGGGCACCCACUCUGUCUGGGACUGGUGCUGCCAGCACCUGCCUGGCCAUGAAGACCUGCUCAGCAUGGGCACUGCCACUUGGAGUGGCUCACCAGGGCACCAGCCUUCCUCUUCUGUGAAUCUCAGAAACAUGGGACCCCAGCAGCCAAAACUUUGCAAGGCAGAAGUUGCAAGAUGUGGGUGUGUCUGCGUGUGUGUGUGUGUAAGUGUGUGUAAGUGUGUGUGUGGCACAGCCUUCCUGUUUCUGUGGAGUCUUCCUUGGCCUGGGGUCCUCCUGGUGAGUCUUUGGAGCUAUGAAGGGGAAGGGGUCAGAUCACUUUGUCUCUCUUACCCCCAUCUGUCCCAAAUGCUGGGCAGCCGUGUACAUAUGGGGGUGGGGUGGGCAGGGUACUGAACCCCUCUGGAGGGGUGGGGAGGUGUGCAGGGCCCAGGGUUGGGCCUAGCCCUAUCUCAGGGCUGUGAAUGUUUUCAGGGUGGGGGGAGGGAGAUGGCGCCUCCUGUGUUGGGGGGAAGGGUGGGCGGGGCCUUCCUCUGGGCCCGCCGGGGUAUUUUAUCCUCAUCCUCUUCCAGAGCAGGGUUGUGUGGGGGAGAGGGAGGGCAUGCUGUAGACAGGAGCAUACCCUCUCCUGGCCCCAGGAAGAGGGCUCCUAACAGUGUAACUUAUUGUGUCCCCGCGUAUUUAUUUGUUGUAAAUGUUUGAGUAUUUUUAUAUUGACAAAUAAAACGGAGAAAUUGA
Messenger RNA from Heterocephalus glaber (naked mole-rat), 4680 nucleotides. RefSeq names its product semaphorin 4C (gene Sema4c). Gene Ontology annotation, molecular function: chemorepellent activity; semaphorin receptor binding. Gene Ontology annotation, cellular component: plasma membrane; synaptic vesicle membrane. The record is from RefSeq and is a predicted model, not a curated record. Lineage: Eukaryota; Metazoa; Chordata; Mammalia; Rodentia; Bathyergidae. Gene Ontology annotation, biological process: neural crest cell migration; positive regulation of cell migration; axon guidance.